AUGGCGAUGAGGGAUCCAGUCCCGGGCGCAGGCCCUUCAGCGGAUCUCGUGUCGCUGGUGACCAGCACGAGCUCAACAACUGUGCAGCUUUCCGACGAUACAGUCCUCUCUCAUCUCCAGCAGCGCUUUCGCUCAGAGCAACCUUACAGUCGCCUUGGUGGCACGUCGCUCAUUGUCAUCAAUCCCUUGCGCACGCUGGCGAAUUUGAACGAUGCCAGUGCUGAUGCGUACCGCAAGCUCUACAACGAGGCUAGCUGGGAACAGAGCGGAUCUCUGCAGCCCGAUGACCGCCUUCCGCCUCAUCCCUAUGAGUUUGCAACACGAGUGUACCAUGCCAUGCGACGGACGAAAGAAAGCCAAGCAGUUCUUUACAGCGGCCCCACAAACUCGGGCAAGACGUUCGCAUCGAAACUACUUACACAACAAUUGCUCCGCUUGUCCAGCAAUGCGACCAAACGCGAGGCCAAACUGGCCGACCAAGUCCGCUCCUUUGACACCAUCUUGAACUCGUUUGGCGCAGCCAAGACCAAAAGCAAUGGGAAUGCCAGUCGGCAUGGCAAGUACACCGAGCUGCACUUCACCGAAGCAGGUCGGCUCGGCGCUUUCAAAGUUCUUACCUUUGGUUUGGACAAGUCGCGUCUUUGCGGUCCCCUGGCGAGCGAAGAGCGUACUUUCCACGUCUUCUACCAGCUCCUUGCUGGCGCUACAGCAGAUGAGAGGGACCAAUUUAGAUUGGAGGAUGUGACUAGCUAUCCUCUUCUUGCCUCUUCUGGCUGCUAUAGACUGGCGGGUGGCCCUUCCAGCGACGAUGGCAUUGCAAUGGAGGAGCUCAGGGUCGCGCUUCGCAGCCUUGGCUUCAAGCAAAAGCAGACUACUGCUAUCUUUAGCUUGCUCUCCGCCAUCCUGACACUCAGCUGCAUUACCUUCGCCGAGCCGGACAGCAACGUCAUGGAAGCAGACGCUGCCAAAAUCACAAGUCGCGAGGCGCUGGAGGACGUUGCCAUUCUUCUAGGUGUGGACGAAAGCGAGCUCGAGCAGUGUCUGACGACCCGCACGCGUAUGGUUCGCAAAGAGCAAGUGUCCAGCAUCCUCUCUGCUGCUGCCGCUGCCCAUCAAAGAGAUGUACUUGCCAGAGAUCUAUACGCCACUCUGUUCGCAUACAUUGUCGAGAGCGCAAAUCACAAGGUCUGCCCAGCGCCGGACGAGCACUUCCCUACGCAGAUCGUGCAGCUCGAUGUUGCUGGCUUCCAACGCAAAGGACCUGCUUCCUCCAUCGCUGCGCCUGGCGCCGCAGGCCUCCCGCCUAGUGGUCACCACGAAUUCUCCUCAGCCAACUUCCCAGCCGAAAUGGUUCAAAAUUACCUGGUCAGGCAAAUUUUUGACGCUGAUGGACCACUGAACGCCGGGCCUCUGGCUGAUGGAAUCGCCACACCGGAGACCCAAGUGACUGACAAUACAUCUUGCGUUGAGCUGCUGAGAGGUAGCGCGAGCAUUGGCGGACCAACGGAUCGCAAGCCAGGAGGACUGCUUGGCACCCUCGACAAGGCGAUGCAGAAGGUCAGAGGUGGCAAGGCAAAGGAGGAGGAUGAUACGUCUUUGCUGGCAGAGCUUGAUCAACAUGCCGGCCACAUGUCUUACCUCGCGUCGACCAACUCCACUUUGGCCUCCACCGCGCCGCAGAGCCAAGGUGGUCGCCGAGUCUUUGCGGUCAAUCACUACCAGGGACAAUGCACGUACGACGUGCAAGGCUUUGUGAGCCGCGAGCUUGACGUGUUUGACUCGAGCUUUGUGUCGAUGCUGCGCAGAAGCCAAGUUGGGUUCGUUGGCAAGCUCUUCGCUGGGCCCAGUCUGGCAACGGAGCCGCAUCCUCUUGAUGCUUCAAUUGUCGCAAAUGCACAGGUCAGCGUUCGACCACUGCGACAACCAUCGACGCUGGCUCCAGACGCUCCAUCGGUGGAUCCCCUUCUGGAUCCUCAGCGCGUGUACGGGAUCAGCAGACAGGUCAAUGCCACCAUCAGCGAGAUCCUUGGUGCAGUUCGCCAUGCUGGCCGUACAUGGUCUGUACUCGCACUGCGUCCAAACGACAUUGACCAACCCAACAGCUUCGAUGCUCGACGCGUCAAAGCGCAGCUUCGCAGCAUGCUCCUUCCCGAAAUGGCGUCACGCAAGCGCAGCGAGUACGUGCAGGCAAUGGCCUUUGACGCCUUCUGCCUGCGAUACUCCGAUUCAGUCAUUCCGGCUGCCGCAGCCGCCGGUGUCUCGGAGCCUAGGGAGAAGAUUCAAGCAUUUGCCAUUGCUAACGCAUUGCGUGACGGCCUGGACUAUGCUCUGGGUCAUGAGAAGGUGUGGUUGGGUUACAGUGCAUGGAGACGCCUGGAGGAUCGUUUGCGAGCCAGCGAGCCUUCUGAGGUAUUUGCUGAUGCGGACCCUAUCGAGCGAGGCAGUGGUGGCAGCCCGCCCACAUAUCCACCCGGUCAACUAGCAACGAGAAGCGCGAGCUAUCUGACGCCGAUGGGUGGCGAUGGAGACCUGGGCAAAGCCGGCUUCGAAGACGAGGACGAGCAGCAGCUGCUUCGCCGACCCUCGGGAGCAUCAAAUCCGUUCGCAGGCUCAAUCAAGGACGUUGCCAGCGAUAACGGUUGGGGCGGCGAGUGGGACAAGGGUGCCUACGGAGGUGCCCUCAACCCCGGUAUGGCUGGCGCCCUGGAAAAGUCCGCCGACCUCGAAGGCAAAGGCAUUGAUGCCGUAGCCGAAGAGCCGAUCUCUGCGGUCCGACGGUGGUGGACACGCUUCGUUUGGAUACUCACCUGGUGGAUUCCAAACUGGGCCCUCUCCCGCUGCGGCGGAAUGAAGCGCCCAGACGUGCAGAUGGCGUGGCGCGAGAAGCUUACCAUCUGCAUGCUCAUCGCCUUCCUAUGUUGCUUCAUCUUGUUCUACGUCAUUGCGUUCGGAAGAAUCCUCUGUCCCGACCAGGAUCGUGCUUGGAACGACAACCAGCUUUCCGGCUUUAACGACCCGGAGCAAAAGUAUUACACUGCGGUCCGCGGAAAGGUUUACGACCUGACCAGCUUUGCAGGUGGCAGGCACGCCACAGGCGUUACCGACGAAAUCAUGAAGCAGCUGGGCGGACAAGACCUCACCCCGUACUUUCCUGUCUUGCCGGUGGUCGCAUGCCCCGGACUGGUCCAAGAUGCCAACGUGCAACUGACUGCAAAUGGCUCGUCCACCUACUACACGCCAACUUUCCCGCAGGCUGUGCACACUUCCGGCACCCGCGCUGCUGAUCAGACAAGCGAGCUUGCCAGCCAGAACUGGUACCCUCAAACCCUGAUACCUUUCCUGAACAAGCGCUACAAGGGUUUCUACGUCGUGUCCACCAUGGACGUCAGAAAGGCAGGCUCAGAUGGGGACCGCAGUUGGGCCAUCGUGCACGACAAUAUUUACGACCUUGGCGAUUAUGUCUACACGAUGAGCCAGAACAAUGGCGCAGUUGUCGGCACCACUUUCCUGGCGGACAGCAUCUCUUCCUUGUUCGCGAAUCAGGCAGGCAAAGAUAUCAGCAAAGACUUUGACGAAGCGAUGGGUGCGCUGAACAGCACGGCGCGAGCCAGCCAUCAGCAAUGUCUGGACAACUUGUUCUACAUCGGAAAGACCGACUUCCGGCUGACUGCAAGGUGCGAGGCUCAGAAUUACAUCCUUCUUGCCUUCAGUUGCAUUAUCAUGGCGACGAUUGGUGCAAAGUUCUUGGCUGCCCUUCAGCUGGCACCCAAACGCAAUCCAGAGCAGCAAGAUAAAUUUGUCAUCUGCCAAGUUCCGUGCUACACUGAAGGCGAAGAAGAACUGAGAAAAACCAUCGACUCGCUCGCUGGCUUGAAGUACGAUGAUAAACGCAAACUGCUGUUUAUAAUCUGCGACGGUAUGAUCGUUGGUUCAGGCAACGAGCUGCCCACACCCCGCAUCGUUCUGGACAUUCUCGGAGUUGACCCCAAAAUCGAUCCUGAACCCCUGAUGUUCAAGAGCGUGGCUGAGGGGUCCAAGCAACUCAACUAUGGCAAGAUUUACUCGGGCUUGUACGAAUUUGAAGGCCACGUCGUUCCAUAUGUGGUCGUGGUGAAGGUGGGAAGACCAAGCGAGCGCAGUCGACCAGGCAAUCGUGGAAAGCGCGACACGCAGAUCCUUCUUAUGCGCUACCUCAACCGAGUUCACUUCGACGCCCCGAUGUUCCCUCUCGAGCUCGAGAUCUACCAUCAGAUGAAGAACGUCAUUGGCAUCGAUCCCGCCUUUUACGAGUACAUCCUGAUGGUCGACGCAGACACUUCAGUGGAGCCUGAAGGCCUCAAUCGUCUUGUUUCCGUGGCGGCGGAUGACUCGCGCGUCAUCGCCAUCUGUGGUGAAACAAAGGUCAGCAACGAAGAAGGCUCUUGGUGGACCAUGAUUCAAGUGUACGAAUACUACAUUUCGCAUCACCUUGCGAAGGCCUUCGAAUCGCUAUUUGGCAGUGUGACGUGUCUGCCAGGCUGUUUCUCAAUGUAUCGCAUCCGGAGUGCCGACAAAGGACGUCCUCUCUUCAUCUCGAGCCGCAUCAUCGACGACUACUCGGACAAUCGCGCCGACACCUUGCACAAGAAGAAUUUGCUGUCGCUUGGUGAAGAUCGUUAUCUCACCACCUUGAUCCUGAAGCACUUCCCAGCAUACCGCACCAAGUUCACGGCGGAUGCUCACGCGCACACCAGUACGCCUGAUCGGUGGGGCAUUCUUCUCUCGCAAAGACGUCGUUGGAUCAACUCCACCAUUCACAAUUUGGCAGAGCUGGUCUUGAUGCCAGAGCUUUGUGGAUUCUGCUUUUUCUCUAUGCGCUUCAUCGUCUUCCUCGACUUGAUGGGAACCAUCAUUCUGCCGGCAACCACGGUUUACUUGAUCUACUUGAUUGUGACAGUGGCGACCCACAAUGCCGCGAUUCCCAUCAUUUCGCUCGCGAUGAUCGGAGCCGUAUACGGUCUGCAAGCGAUCAUCUUCUUGCUGAAACGCCAGUGGCAGUACAUUGGCUGGCUCAUCAUCUACAUCAUGGCUUAUCCGGUAUGGUCGUUCUUCCUGCCGAUAUAUUCCUUCUGGCAUAUGGACGACUUCAGCUGGGGUAACACCAGAAUAGUGGUUGGCGAGAAGGGCAACCGCAAGAUCAUUGCUGGUACCGACGACGAGCCAUUCGAAGAUAGCAUGAUCCCUCUCAAGCGCUUCAGCGAGUAUCAACGCGAUGUACUCAAUGAGCCCACCGAUGCAGCAUCCAUGCGCUCAGGAUUCACCGGCAAGAGUGGAGCGGGACCCUUUGGCAACAACUAUGCUGUUGGAAUGGGCCGCAGCACGCCAUCCCUGAUGGGAAUGCCACAGUUGGCCCACCGCGGGCCGAGCAGUGCGUACGCUGGAUCAGAUGCUGGGUCCGCAGUUUAUGGGCAGCCAUCCGCCCAGGCAGACUACUUUCAAAACACAAAUGUCCUGGAUCAACGGCAGCACUCGAGACAAAGUUCGGGUGCUUUGGGAGGCUCGAAGGCCGCUUCGCGUAUGCCUUCCAUGGCAUUUGGACAGCAACCAGCGCAGCAAAUGCCAGGCAUGAGCCCAUACGCCAGUCCGAUGUAUGGUGUGCAAGCUCCACCCAUGUCGAUGUAUUCCAUGGGACCCCAGAGCAUGUACAUGGCACCAGGCAUGGGCAUGUCGACCCCAAGCUUUUCGCCAUUUGCCGGUGGCAUUCCUCCCAUGCAGCAUUCACCUGCAGGCUCUGACGCCGGAGGACCACCGGUCAUUGGACCAUUGAUGCCGCAGGGAACCGGCAGCGGUAUCUGGCCUAGCUCGCCUCCGGCUCAAGGAGGCAGUGCCACAAGGGCGCAAAGCACUUAUGCGCUUGGAGCCGGCAACACCAAUCCAUUUGCGACGCCUGUUGGAGCGCCGUCUGCACCAGAUGCUCUUCCGACUAGUCUUGCCAUGGAAGUCACAGAUUCCGAGCUCGCUGCGAGUGUGCGCAAGUACCUGGCAUCGCAGACAGAUCUGAUGAGCGUGAGCAAGAGGAACGUCCGAGACGCCGUCAUUGCGGCGUACCCCAAGGCCGAUCUUGGUAGCCGAAAGGCGACGAUCAACAAGGCGAUCGACGACACGCUGAGCGGUGCUGCUUGA
Molecule: messenger RNA, 6162 nt
Organism: Ceraceosorus guamensis
Lineage: Eukaryota; Fungi; Basidiomycota; Exobasidiomycetes; Ceraceosorales; Ceraceosoraceae
Exons: 6
Coding region: 1-6162 (2053 amino acids)
Cellular component (GO): cell septum; cell periphery; myosin complex
Molecular function (GO): chitin synthase activity; cytoskeletal motor activity; ATP binding
Source: RefSeq, a predicted model, not a curated record